Coregonus sp. 'balchen' is the source of this 12947-nucleotide messenger RNA. The record is from the annotation of a GenBank genome assembly. NCBI's taxonomy places the organism in Eukaryota, Metazoa, Chordata, Actinopteri, Salmoniformes, Salmonidae.
GAUUGCUCUGGUCGAAUAAGAAUUUAAGCCCUCCCCAUCAAUUGAUUUAAAGAGACGUUUUGAAAUUGACAUUUGUCAUUGCUUAGCAUUCAUUUCUGAAAGAAAAUGGCCGAUGUAGAGACUGGUGGCGCUGCCCCGGAGAAGAGCCUGGAUGAUUUCUUUGCCAAGAGGGAUAAAAAAAAGAAGAAAGAAAAGGGAGGCAAGGGAAAAGAAGCCCCAUCUGGGCCCACACCAAUUGUAUUGAAAAAGAACAAGAAGGAAAAGGAGAAGUUCGGCACGAAAAAUGAAAAUCAAGAUGCGCAGCCGGAGAAGGUAACGUUAGCUAGCGCCGCGCUAGCUAGUAGUUAGCAGUUGGAUCAUGGCCGAUGUAGCUAGCUAGCUACUAGCUAGCUAGCCAACUCAAUAUGUUGCUAGCUAGCUAGUUUGCCUGCUAACAGUGACGACUCGUGGCUGUUUAGUAAUAAACCAUGGCUGGCUAGUUAUUAUAUUAUACUGGCUUAACACACGACUUCUGGGGAUAAAUAUUUAAGGUUAGCUAACUAGUUCCUCAAACAGCAAUCCAAUAAUUGAGUUCGCUAGCUAGCCAGCAAGCUCAAUACUUAUUCCAGAUAACUUUAGGCCGCGAAAGUGUCAACUUUCUCGAUUGGUCAACGUUAAUCAGCUAGCUAACUGACUAGUGGCUAUUAUGUUUUCAAAAGGUGAAAACUGUCACACAUUGGAUUAAGUCUAGGCUAGGGCGUAACGUUAGCUAGCUAGCUAGUCAGCAACAUGCAUCGUGACGAAUUGUAAUAUUGUUGGUGAAUAUAGCCAGCAACAUAUGCCUCGUGACGAAUGUGAAUAUAACUAGCUUGCCAACUAGCUAAUUAAUUUUGACAAAGCUGUACAUUUGGAAGAUUAGUAAUGUUGCUAGCUAGUUGGCACGAUUUUCUAGAUGCUUAGGCCUCUAAUAUUAUUCUCAGAAUUUACAGAUGGUUAGCCUGGGAAAUGGGGACUCCAGCUGUUAGACUCAUAACCUUUCUUGUGCAGAAAAAUGCACUGAGAGUAUAAUUUACUGGUGAUAAUGUUACUAAGUAGCAUUUGCAGCAGGUAACGUUAGCUAGUUACCAAAUACACAUUUUAUUAUGAUUAUGAUUGAUAACCGCUCAACAAGCCUAGGCAGCUGAUAUAGUGCAUGGGCGAUAGAUCGGCACUAUCAGCUGCCAAGGGUAACUGUCAACCAGUCCCCUCUCAGGGAUACCUAAGCUAAUUGAUAUUCUGGGUGUCACCCUGGUGUGGUUCUGUGCUGAGGUUGACACUCAUUCCAGAGGCGUUGUGAUAAUAUGUUGUGAUCACCGCCCAAAGUCAGGGCGUGGCCUGUAUCCAGAUCCUAGUUUGUAGUUAUUUGGCACCUUGUGACAUACGUUCCUUUUCAUGGUCAAAGUUUCAAAUAAAAUCAAAUGUUAUUUGCCACAUGCGCCGAAUACAACAGGUGUAGACCUUACAGUGAAAUGCUUACUUACAAGCCCUUAACCAACAAUGCAGUUUUAAGAAAAAUAAAUGUUACGUCAAAAAUAGAUUAGUAAAAAUUAAAAAAGAACUAAAGAGCAGCAUUAAAAUAAAAUAACAGUAGGAAGGCUAUAUACAGGUGGUACAGAGUCAAUGUGCAGGGGCACAGGUUAGUCGAGGUAAUAUGUACAUGUGGGUAGAGUUAAAGUGAGUGGCGCAGUGGUCUAAGUGGCCACUAGAGAUCCUGGUUCGAAUCCAGGCUCUGUCGUAGGGAGACAAUGCAAGUAGUCCGGGUAGCCAUGAUUAACUCUUCAGGAGUCUUAUGGCUUGGGGGUAGACGUUGUUAAGAAGCCCUUUGGACCUAGAUUUGGCGAGAGAACAGUCUAUGACUAGGGUGGCUGGAUUCUUUGACAAUUUUUUGGUCCUUCCUCUGACAUCGCCUGGUGUAGAGGUCCUGGAUGGCAGGAAGCUUGGCCCCAGUGAUGUACUGGGCCAUACGCACUACCCUCUAUAGUGCCUUGCGGUCGGAGGCAGAGCAGUUGCCAUACCAGGCAGUGAUGCAACCAGUCAGGAUGCUCUCGAUGGUGCAGCUGUAUAACUUCUUGAGGAUCUGAGGACCCAUGCCAAAUCUUUUCAGUCUCUUGAGGGGGAAUAGGCAUUGUCAUGCCCUCUUCACGACUGUCUUGGUGUGUUUGGACCAUGAUAGUUUGUUGGUGAUGUGGACACCAAGGAACUUGAAGCUCUCAACCUGUUCCACUACAGCCCCGUAGAUGAGAAUGGGGGUGUGCUCAGUCCUCUUUUCUUCCCUGUACUCCACAAUCAUCUCCUUUGUCUUGAUCACGUUGAGGGAGAGGUUGUUAUUCUGGCACCACACGGCCAGGUCUCUGAUCACCUCCGUAUAGGCUGUCUCAUCGUUGUCGGUGAUCAGGCCUACCACUGUUAUGUCGUCGGCAGGAGGGGACUGAGCACGCACCCCUGAAGGGCCCCCAUGUUGAGGAGCAGCGUGGUAGAUGUGGUGUUACUUACCCUUACCAACUGGGGGCGGCCCGUCAGGAAGUCCAGGAUCCAGUUGCAGAGGGAGGUGUUUAGUCCCAGGGUCCUUAGCUUAGUGAUGAGCUUUGAGGGCACUAUGGUGUUGAAUGCUGAGCUGUACUCAAUGAAUAGCAUUCUCACGUAGGUGUUCCUUUUGUCCAGGUGGGAAAGGGCAGUGUGGAGUGCAAUAGAGAUUGCAUCAUACAAAUUGGAGUGGGUCUAGGGUUUCUGGGAUAAUAGUGUUGGUGUGAGCCAUGACCAGCCUUUCAAAGCACUUCAUGGCUACAGACGUGAGUGCUACGGGUCGGUAGUCAUUUAGGCAGGUUAGUGUUCUUGGGCACAGGGACUAUGUUGGUCUGCUUGAAACAUGUUGGUAUUACAGACUCAGUCAGGGACAUGUUGAAAAUGUCAGUGAAGACACUUGCCAGUUGGUCAGCGCAGGCUCGGAGUACGCGUCCUGGCAAUCCGUCUGGCCCUGCGGCCUUGUGAAUGUUGACCUGCUUAAAAGUCUUACUCACAUCGGCUACGGAGCGCGUGAUCACAAAGUCACCCGGAACAGCUGAUGCUCUCAUGCAUGCUUCAGUGUUGCUUUCCUCGUUACGAGCAUAGAAGUGAUUUAGCUCGUCUGGUAGGCUCGUGUCACUGGGCAGCUCGCGGCUGUGCUUCCCUUUGUAGUCUGUAAUAGUUUGCAAGCCCUGCCACAUCCGACGAGCAUCGGAGCCAGUGUAGUACGAUUCAAUCUUAGUCCUGUAUUGACCUUUUGCCUGUUUGAUGGUUCGUCGGAGGGCAUAGCAGGAUUUCUUAUAGGUGUCCGGGUUAGAGUCCCGCUCCUUAAAAGCGGCAGCUCUAGCCUUUAGCUCAGUGCGGAUGUUGCCUGUAAUCCAUGGCUUCUGUUUGGGGUGUGUACGUACGGUCACUGUGGGGACGACAUCAUCAAUGCACUUAUUGAUGAAGCCAGUGACUGAUGUGGUAUACUCCUCAAUGCCAUCGGAAGAAUCCCGGAACAUAUUCCAGUCUGUGCUAGCAAAACAGUCCUGUAGCUUAGCAUCUGCAUCAUCUGACCACUUCCUUAUUAACCGAGUCACUGGUGCUUCCUGCUUUAGUUUUUGCUUAUAAGCAUGAUAAAUUGAGAUUGACAUGAUGACAACGCAAAUGUAUGAACUAUGAAGCCUUGGAUUGCUAAACCAUCAGUUAGUGGGGUGUGUAACUGAUAAGCUGUGUGUGCUCUGUCUGCAGGAGGAUGAGGAGUGGAAGGAGUUUGAGGCAAAGGAGGUGGACUACAGUGGACUCAGACUGCAGGCUCUGCAGAUAAGGUAAGUCUGAACAUAAGGAGGGAACAGGGUCACAUUCAUUCAGUGGGCAGAAAACAGUACGCACUACCCUGAUGACAUGUUAAACGUCUGUACUAGUGGCACAUUUCUGUUGAAUGGGUUUUCUCUGGCGAUUGUGGCAGUGAUGAGAAGGAGGAAGAGGAGUAUGAGGAGGAGUUCGGUGAGGAUGGAGAGAUCAUCCUGGUUAGUGGAGACAAAAUUUCUGGGCCCUGGAACAAAUCUGGCGCCCCGCCCCCAGCCGCUGCACCUGUUGGUGGGUAUACCUCUCUCCACUCUACGUAUCACUUCCACAUUCUCUUAUUGUAUUAUAAAAAGGGUUACUCUAAUAGACAUUUUGGCAAUUAAUAUGAAUUACUAAUGAUGAGCCUUGCCCCUUGUUUUUCAUCUCUGCUGUCGUCUCUACAGAGGUGGAAGAGGUGCCUGAGUCCAAGCCUUCUGGGGUGUACCGCCCCCCAGGUGCCCGACUGACUACCACAAAGCGUGGCCCCAACCAGGGGCCCCCUGAGAUCUUCAGCGACACACAGUUCCCGUCACUCGGGGCCGGCUCCAAGCAUGUGGAGACACGCAGGUGAGUGCACCUCAACUUCAGAUAUCGCAUGCUUCUGUAGGCUAUUUGUGCAAGGGAUAAGAAGCAGUGCUUGACUUGGGCAGGAGCUAACCGGAACUGAGUACCGGCACCUCAGAUUUCCUACUGCUUGAGCUCUUGUUCCUCUUAUAGAAUAAGUAUAAACAGGACCAGCAACCAAAAUGAGUACCGGAACCUAUUUCAGUCCAAGUCAAGUACAGUGAGGGAAAAAAGUAUUUGAUCCCCUGCUGAUUUUGUACGUUUGCCCACUGACAAAGAAAUGAUCAGUCUAUAAUUUUAAUGGUAGGUUUAUUUGAACAGUGAGAGACAGAAUAACAACAAAGAAAUCCAGAAAAAUGCAUGUAAAAAAUGUUAUAAAUUGAUUUGCAUUUUAAUGAGGGAAAUAAGUAUUUGACCCCCUCUCAAUCAGAAAGAUUUCUGGCUCCCAGGUGUCUUUUAUACAGGUAACGAGCUGAGAUUAGGAGCACACUCUUAAAGGGAGUGCUCCUAAUCUCAGCUUGUUACCUGUAUAAAAGACACCUGUCCACAGAAGCAAUCAAUCAAUCAGAUUCCAAGCGCUCCACCAUGGCCAAGACCAAAGAGCUCUCCAAGGAUGCCAGGGACAAGAUUGUAGACCUACACAAGGCUGGAAUGGGCUACAAGACCAUCGCCAAGCAGCUUGGUGAGAAGGUGACAACAGUUGGUGCGAUAAUUCGCAAAUGGAAGAAACACAAAAUAACUGUCAAUCUCCCUCGGCCUGGAGCUCCAUGCAAGAUCUCACCUCGUGGAGUUGCAAUGAUCAUGAGAACCGUGAGGAAUUAUCCCAGAACUACACGGGGUGAUCUUGUCAAUGAUCUCAAGGCAGCUGGGACCAUAGUUCUACCAAGAAAACAAUUGGUAAUACACUACGCCGUGAAGGACUGAAAUCCUGCAGCGCCCGCAAGGUCUCCCUGCUCAAGAAAGCACAUAUACAGGCCCGUCUGAAGUUUGCCAAUGAACAUCUGAAUGAUUCAGAGGAGAACUGGGUGAAAGUGUUGUGGUCAGAUGAGACCAAAAUCGAGCUCUUUGGCAUCAACUCAACUCACCGUGUUUGGAGGAGGAAGAAUGCUGCCUAUGACCCCAAGAACACCAUCCCCACCGUCAAACAUGGAGGUGGAAACAUUAUGCUUUGGGGGUGUUUUUCUGCUAAGGGGACAGGACAACUUCACCGCAUCAAAGGGACGAUGGACGGGGCCAUGUACCGUCAAAUCUUGGGUGAGAACCUCCUUCCCUCAGCCAGGGCAUUGAAAAUGGGUCGUGGAUGGGUAUUCCAGCAUGACAAUGACCCAAAACACACGGCCAAGGCAACAAAGGAGUGUCUCAAGAAGAAGCACAUUAAGGUUCCUGGAGUGGCCUAGCCAGUCUCCAGACCUUAAUCCCAUAGAAAAUCUGUGGAGGAGCUGAAGGUUAGAGUUGCCAAACAUCAGCCUCGAAACCUUUAUGACUUGGAGAAGAUCUGCAAAGAGGAGUGGGACAAAAUCCCUCCUGAGAUGUGUGUAAACCUGGUGGCUACAAGAAACGUCUGACCUCUGUGAUUGCCAACAAGGGUUUUGCCACCAAGUACUAAGUCAUGUUUUGCAGUGGGGUCAAAUACUUAUUUCCCUCAUUUAAAAUGCUAAUCAAUUUAUAACAUUUUUGACAUGCGUUUUUCUGGAUUUUUUUGUUGUUAUUCUGUCUCUCACUGUUCAAAUAAACCUACCAUUAAAAUCAUAGACUGAUAAUUUCUUUGUCAGUGGGCAAACAUACAAAAUCAGCAGGGGAUCAAAUACUUUUUUCCCUCACUGUAAUCAGGUAGGCCUAUUUUAUGACUUUUCCACUAGAUCAGAGCAUGACAUUUUUCCCUUUCAUGCUGAGUGGUUAUUGAAAGCGAGAGCGCUGGAAAGAUUUUCCAAAUACAUUGAGGAACUAUUGUAAUUCUCAAUGGAUGUAAAAACAGACAUUGUUUGCUUGCUGUUUGAGGUGAAGAAAACAUUACUUUGAGAAGCUCCACAGGUCAUUAGUGGUGGUUAAGCCAAUCAGAAAUACUAUCAGAUCCUCAAAUGAGCACAUUUAUAUGCCUUUAUUUGCGCGCAGGCCAGGUAGCCUAUAGGCCAACUUCUAGGCCAGGUAGCCUAUAGGCCAAUUACUAAAUUGACAACUCGUAAAUGGAAUGAAAUAAACCAAAACUUGUUUCUCACAAGCGUAGCAUAGUUUGUGCUCUCUGCAAACAAUGUGUCCACGCCGACAAAUAUAACAGGAAGACUGGAAUAAUAAUAUCGAAUGCAUUAACAGAAAUUACCGUAACAAACGUUGUAGAUUAGGACCUAAAGGUAAAUGUACUACUGGUGUUAUAUGUAAUGGGAAAUUGAUAUACACUAAGAAUUCACACAAUUGAGUUAUGAAACGAAUGUGCACAAAUUUGCGGGAGAAAGUACACUGUGCGUCUGGGUGCAUGGUCAGUCCGACGUCUGCAUUGGCCAUGCAGCAUUUGCGGUGAUACGGCCUCGGCAGAAGUCAGGGUAGUCAUAUUUCUUGUGCUUCGCGGAGUAGUGCAGAGCUGUCGUCAACCAAUCAUGUCAGUGCAGAGCUGUACAGAGCCCUUUGGGAGGUGCAUGGCAAUGCAGUACGGAGCUCGAUUUGGCCUCUGUAUGCCUCUGGAGGCGCCGCAAUUGCUUCACACCCUCCAUAUGGAGCCUCUGACCACAAUUUCAGAUCAAGCAUAAAUUAGCGUUUAGUCUAGGCCUCCGCAAUGGAUUAGUUCAAUGAGAUGGGCGCAAAUAUAUGUGUGUGUGUACAGUGCAUUCGGAAAGUAUUCAGACCCCUUGACUAUUUCCACAUUUUGUUACGUUACAUCCUUAUUCUAAAAUUGAUUAAAUUCAUGUUUUUCCUCAACAGUCUACACACAGUACCCCAUAAUGACAAAGUGAAAACAAGUUUUUUUGCAAAUGUAUUAAAAAUAAAAAAAACGGAUACCUUAUUUACAUAAGUAUUCAGACCCUUUGCUAUGAGACUCGAAAUUGAGCUAAAAUGCAUCCUGUUUCCAUUGAUCAUCCUUGAGAUGUUUCUACAACUUGAUUGGAGUCAUCAAUGCAUGUCAUAGCAAAAGCCAUGAGGUCGAAGGAAUUGUCCGUAGAGCUCUGAGACAGGAUUGUGUCGAGGCACAGAUCUGGGGAAGGGUUCCAAUAAAUUUCUGGAGCAUUGAAGGUCUCCAAGAACACAUUGUCCUCCAUCAUUCUUAAAUGGAGGACGUUUGGAACCACCAAGACUCUUCCUAGAGCUGGCCAAACUGAGCAAUCGGGGAACAAGGGCCUUGGUCAGGGAGGUGACCAAAAACCCAAUGGUCUCUCUGACAGAGCUCCAGAGUUCAUCGGUGGAGAUGGGAGAACUUUCUAGAAGGACAACCAUCUCUGCAGCACUCCAAUAAUCAGGCCUUUAUGAUAGUGGCCAGACGGAAGCCACUCCUCAGUAAAAGGGGAUAUGACAGCCCACUUGAAGUUUGCCAAAAGGCACCUAAAGACUCUCAGACCAUGAGAAACCAGAUUCAAUGGUCUGAUGAAACCAAGAUUGAACUUUGGCCUGAAUGCCAAGCGUCACGUCUGUUUUUCAGUGGCAGGGACUUGGAGACUAGUCAGGAUGGAGGGAAAGCUGAACGGAGCAAAAUACAGAGAGAUCCUUGAUGAAAACCUGCUCCAGAGCACUCAGGACCUCAGACUGGGGUGAAGGUUCACCUUCCAACAGGACAACGACCCUAAGCACACAGCCAAGACAAUGCAGGAGUGGCUUCGGGACAAGUCUCUGAAUGUCCAGAGCCCGGACUUGAACCCGAUCAAACAUCUCUGGAGAGACCUGAAAAUAGCUGUGCAGAGACUCUACCCAUCCAACUUGACAGAGCUUGAGAUGAUCUGCAGAGAAGAAUUUGAGAAACUCCCCAAAUACAGCUGUGCCAAUCCUGUAGCAUCAUACCCAAGAAGACUCGAGGCUAUAAUCCCUGUCAAAGGUGCUUCAACAAAGUACUGAGUAAAGGGUCUGAAUACUUAUGUAAAUGUGAUUUAUGUUUUUAUUUUGCAAAAACUUCUAAGCCUGUUUUUGCUUUGUCAUUUUGGGGUAUUAUGUGUAGACUGAGGGGGGGGGGAAAAAAUAAUUUAAUCAAUUUUAGAAUAAGGCUGUAACGUAACAAAAUGUGGAAAAAGUCAAGGGGUCUGAAUACUUUCUGAAUGCACUGUAUGUUACUGCUCGCCUAAAACGAUCUCGGUCGACCAACAGCCUAACGACCAAACAAUCGACCAGUCGACUAAUUGGGGUCAUCUCUAGUGCACUCCAAAAAAAAAUCUUGAGGCAAGUCGAAUUUCGAAAGCCGAAGUCUACGCCCUUCAUCAGUGAUUGGUCAUCAGUACUACUCCUAAUAUGAGUGGGAACAUGAAGUGUGUGUAGUCUUUCAGCGAGAGAUUACUAGUUUUCAUGCACAUUUUUGUGUGACUUUUUUGACUACGCGACAGACUUCCUCGACAAUAACAUCAAUUCAUGCCAGAUUUCAUGAAUUAUCUUGAUUUAAUUCAGACAAUUUUUAGGAAGUUUUUCUGGCUGUUGCUGCGGUGGCACGAGGGACAAACAACAGUAAUAUUUGUUCUUGUUUUUCAAGCGGAGGUCUUUAAGGGGUAUGCAAUCAGACGUCGCUUCGCCUAGCCGAGUUCUGCUAGAAGCGAACUAAACCUAUGUAUGCGGACGCCUUUAGACACGUGCAAAGGUGGGCACACAUACAGUGUAGAAACGUCUUUUUAUUUUUUUAAUAUGUCCAAUGCUUGGGUUUCAGGGACAGGGAGAUGGAGAAGACCUUUGAGGUUGUGAAACACAAAAACCGUGGCCGAGAGGAGGGCGGCAGUGGGGCUUCCCUGCAGCAGUUGGAGCUUGGUAACCAGUACGCCAUCCUGGGGGACAAGUAGUGCCCUGCACAGCCAGCGUGGUCUUGCCCAGCUGACAGAUGGCGCUGAACUACAGCACAGUUCUGACAACGAACUGGCGUUGCUGCCACCACAACACUGGACCUUCUCUCCUUCUCACACACCAAAGCACAAUACAUACAGUAUACAUACAAACACCUCACACAGUCAACCAUAUACACUGAGACACACACACACUUUACAUUUACACAGACACUAUGUCAAUGCAUUCAUGUAUAUACAUUACAUACACAAAGCACCUGGUUGGCAAAACUGAAGGACUACAUCCAAAAGGGCUGUGGCAACAGGGAUCAACUGAAACAAAACAAAUAUAAAGUCUAUAUGACAGCAGCAACAACAGCAAAGGCAACGUUAGGUUGUCUUUUGUGGAUUGUAUUCAGAGCAGCAGUUGUAUUGUACAACUUCUCUCUGAACUUCAACUUUCUUUGAUAAAGCCACAGAGGAUCGAAGAAGACAAAAAAUUGGGCAAGAUGAAUUUACGGAGUGUUUAGAAUGGAUAUAUUUUUUGCUAGAUUGUUAUAUCCCGAACUGCACAUGGUUUGUAAUUGUUGGGGUGUGUUGGAGUUAUGGUUUGGGCAAGUGAGCGGCGACUACCUGAGUUGAGCGGGCCUUUGCUGUUAUUGGUGGUGAGUGGGGCAAACACCAGCCCUGCAAAAGAGUGAACCACCAGGCUCUUUCACUUAGAAACUUUGUUUUCCUCAAGAAAGGGACUUCCUGCAAAGAUCUGUGGACACGGGAGAGAAGUUAUGGUCCUCAUUCAGAAUUACUAUUUAAAAGUGGCCUUACUGUAAAGAGAAACUGCUUCGUCCUCUGGAGAGAAACCUGCUUGUCGUCUCAUGGGCUGUUGCCUGCCUUCUGGAUCUCACCACUUAAAGGGCAACCAACCAUCCCAGUUCAAUAAUGUAGUGCUGAGUUGUAGUUUGUCAGAAGAUUACACCGACUGUCCUUCAUAUCCACUGUUUGACUUGCUCACCCUUUUUUAUUUGAUUAUUAACAUUGGCAAACCAUUAUUAAAGGUCCUCUUUUCUAAUCUGAAGUCAUUCCUUUGGUAGAUGACUUUUUUUUAAGCAUUCUGAGGAUUCGGUCCUGAGUUUUGUCAUUUUUGUUUUACUUUGAGGGCUGUUUCUCCACCAGUGUUCAUGUACUUACAUCAUUGUGUAGAGGUGGGACAGAGGGGAAGUAGACUGACAUUGUUACAGCUGCAAAGACAUUAGCUACAGCGUCCCAAAAAUGACCCUUCUGUACUUAAUGCCUGUAAUUGACCACAGUAAGUACGGUCUGUCAUACUGCUGUCCAUUUUUGAUUACAUACAGUGCAUUCGGAAAGUAUUCAGACCUGUUGACUUUUUCCACAUUUUGUUACGUUACAGCCUUAUUCUAAAAUGGAUAACAACAUUUGUUUUCUUUAUCAAUCUACACACAAUACCCCAUAAUGACAAAGCGAAAACACGUUUUUAGAUUUCUUUUUACAAAUAAAUACCUUAUUUACGUAAGUAUGCUGACCCUUUGCUAUGAGACUCGAAAUUGAGCUUAUGUGCAUCCUGUUUCCAUUGAUCAUCCUUGAUGUUUCUACAACUUGAUUGGAGUCCACCUGUGGUAAAUUCAAUUGAUUGGACAUGAUUUGGAAAGGCACUCACCUGUCUAUAUAAGGUCCCACAGUUGACAGUGCAUGUCAGAGCAAAAACGAAGCCAUGAGGUCGAAGGAAUUGUUGGUACAGCUCCGAGAUGGGAUUGUGUCGAGGCACAGAUCUGGGGAAGGGUACCAAAACAUUUCUGCACCACUGAUGGUCCCCAAGAACACAGUGACCUCCAUCAUUCUUAAAUGGAAGAAGUUUGGAACCACCAAGGAUCUUCCUAGAGCUGGCCGCCCAGCCAAACUGAACAAUCGGGGGAGAAGGGCCUUGGUCAGGGAGGUGAUCAAGAACCCGCUGGUCACUGAUAGAGCUCCAGAGGUCCUCUGUGGAGAUGGGAGAACCUUUCAGAAGUACAACCAUCUCUGCAGCACUCCACCAAUCAGGCCUUUAUGGUAGAAUGGCCAGAUGGAAGCUACUCCUCAGUAAAAGGCAUAUGACAGCCCACUUGGAGUUUGCCGAAAGGCCCCUAAAGGACUCUCAGACCAUGAGAAACAAGCGGCAAGGUUUUUCAGCGGCAGGGACUUGGAGACUAGUCAGGCUUGAGGGAAAGAUGAACGGAGCAAAGUACAGAGAGAUCCUUGAUGAAAACCUGCUCCAGAGCGUUCAGGACCUCAGACUGGGGUGAAGGUUCACCUUCCAACAGGACAACGACCCUAAGCACACAGCCAAGCCAACGCAGGAGUGGCUUCGGGACAAGUCUCAAUGUCCUUGAGUGGCCCAGCCAGAGGCUGGACUUGAACCUGAUCGAACAUUUUUGGAGAGACCUGAAAAUAGCUGUGCAGCGAUGCUCCCCAUCCAACCUGACAGAGCUUGAGAGGAUCUGCAGAGAAGAAUGAGAGAGACUCCCCAAAUACAGGUGUGCCAAGUUUGCAGCGUUAUCCCAAGAAGACUUGAGGCUGUAAUCGCUGCCGAAGGUGUUUCAACAAAGUACUGAGUAAAGGGUCUGAAUACCUAUGUAAAUGUGAUAUUUCUGUGAUAUUUAAUACAGUUGCAAACAUUUCAAACCUGUUUUUGCUUUUCAUUAUGGGGUAUUGUAUAUAGACUGAGAAAAAACAAAACAAUUUAAUCCAUUUUAGAAUAAGACUAAUGUAACAAAAGGUGGAAAAGGUCCAGGGGUCUGAAUACUUUCCAAAUGCAGCGUGUCUGUUUGCUUUCUCUUAUAUUCUUUGCUUCAGUCCAAGGCAUUGAAGUUUGCCUUGUUCUGAAGCAUGGAACUCACUCCUCUUUCUCCGUCCUCCCCGUAGAGAUUGAUGCCUUUUUAAGGUUCUCCAAAAAUGAGGUAUAUUAUUUCAGCACUUAUUGAAAUGUUUGUAGAGCAGGUCUCUGACAUGUAACCCUGGUCCUGGAGAGCUUCAGUCAGUGGCUGCUGUCUGACUUUUUCUUUUUGGGCUUCAAACCACCUGAUCUGUCUCCUCUCAUGAACCAAUGAGGUUAUCACAAAGGUCAGGUGGUUUAGAUUAGAAUAACCAUGUUUGCAUUUCCUUAGGUUGAACAGAGGGUUAGAACUAAGAAGAGCUGCAGUUGUGUUCAUACAUUUUUGUCAAAGCCAAUCGAAAUGAGAUGUAGAAUUGGCAAAUGGAUGUUCAGAGUUGUGGAGGGCACUGUAGCACGUGACGCAUUCUAUGGUCCUCUGCCAAAACAUUAUGGGUGGAAGUAGUGAAAAUGUCUACUGAGGACUCUUAGUCGAAGAACAGUUUAACAAAAAAUAAACAGUAAUCCUUGUGAAGGGUGUCCUGUCUGAGUUCUUAACCUGGAAGUAGCUGUUUGUUACAGGUAAGCUAGAUGUUCAAGUAAAAGGCCACACUGAGAAACCAGUCUGCAUGAGUACUGGCAACUGGUAAGUACUGCAUUUCAGUAAGCACAAUAAUGCACAUGGUCUAAUUAAUUAUAUUUUUGAGCACCAUCUUGGGUUGAGCCUUAAACGU